Molecule: messenger RNA, 7715 nt
Organism: Callithrix jacchus (white-tufted-ear marmoset)
Lineage: Eukaryota; Metazoa; Chordata; Mammalia; Primates; Cebidae
Gene: LATS1
Product: large tumor suppressor kinase 1
Biological process (GO): G1/S transition of mitotic cell cycle; peptidyl-serine phosphorylation; regulation of organ growth
Cellular component (GO): spindle pole
Molecular function (GO): protein binding; protein serine/threonine kinase activity; ATP binding
Source: RefSeq, a predicted model, not a curated record
GUGGCCCGCGGCAGCCCUCCGGCGUCUCUACCCGCUCUGCCCCACCAGGGAUACUUGGGGUUGCUGGGACGGGCUCCGGCCGUCUAGGCGCCCGCCCUCGGGCCGGUGGCCGCUGUCCAGGAGCUCUCCUUUCCCCUCCAGUACACAAGAGUAGAAUACUGCUAGGAAGGCCACAGUAAGCAGUACUCCUAGAAAAGGAGACUAAUGAGAGAUAAGCAGCAGAUUCUGUGUAAGCAACCAGUCCUGGAGGUAGGGGAGAUUGGACCUUGAUUUAUUUGGAAGGAACUCUCUCAUCGUUUUCCAUGACCUGUGAAGUGUGUGUUGGAGUUAAUUAUUUAUAUUAUAAAGAAUUUUAAUAGUCCUGGGGACUUCCUUGAAGGAUCAUUUUCAUUUUUGCUCAGAAGAAAGCUCUGGAUCUAUCAAAUAAAGAAGUCUUUCGUGUGGGCUACAUAUAUAGAUGUUUUCAUGAAGAGGAGUGAAAAGCCAGAAGGAUAUAGACAAAUGAGGCCUAAGACCUUUCCUGCCAGUAACUAUACUGGCAGUAGCCGACAAAUGUUAAAAGAAAUUCGGGAAUCCCUUAGGAAUUUAUCUAAACCAUCAGAUGCUACUAAGGCUGAGCAUAACAUGAGUAAAAUGUCAACUGAAGAUCCUCGACAAGUCAGAAAUCCACCCAAAUUUGGGACACAUCAUAAAGUCUUGCAGGAAAUUCGAAAUUCUCUGCUUCCAUUUGCAAAUGAAACAAAUUCUCGUAGUACUUCAGAAGUUAAUCCACAAAUGCUUCAAGACUUACAAGCUGCUGGAUUUGAUGAGGAUAUGGUUAUACAAGCUCUUCAGAAAACAAACAACAGAAGUAUAGAAGCAGCAAUUGAAUUCAUUAGUAAAAUGAGUUACCAAGAUCCACGACGAGAGCAGAUGGCUGCGGCAGCUGCCAGACCUGUUAAUGCCAGCAUGAAACCAGGGAAUGUGCAACAAUCAGUUAACCGCAAACAGAGCUGGAAAGGUUCUAAAGAAUCCUUAGUUCCUCAGAGACAUGGCCCACCACUAGGAGAAAGUGUGGCCUAUCAUUCUGAGAGUCCCAGCUCACAGGCAGAUGUAGGAAGACCUUUGUCUGGAUCUGGUAUAACAGCAUUUGCUCAAGCUCACCCUAGCAAUGGACAGAGAGUGAACCCCCUACCACCACCUCAAGUAAGGAGUGUCACUCCUCCACCACCUCCAAGAGGCCAGACUCCCCCUCCAAGAGGUACAACUCCACCUCCUCCUUCAUGGGAACCAAACUCUCAAACAAAGCGCUAUUCUGGGAACAUGGAAUACGUAAUCUCCCGAAUCUCUCCUGUCCCACCUGGGACAUGGCAAGAGGGCUAUCCACCACCACCUCUCAACACUUCCCCCAUGAAUCCUCCUAAUCAGGGACAGAGAGGCAUUAGUUCUGUUCCUGUUGGCAGACAACCAAUCAUCAUGCAGAGUUCUAGCAAAUUUAACUUUCCAUCAGGGAGACCUGGAAUGCAGAAUGGUACUGGACAGACUGAUUUCAUGAUACACCAAAAUGUCCCUGCUGGCACUGUGAAUCGGCAGCCGCCACCUCCAUAUCCUCUGACCGCAGCUAAUGGACAAAGCCCUUCUGCUUUACAGACAGGGGGAUCUGCUGCUCCUUCAUCAUAUAUAAAUGGAAAUAUUCCUCAGUCUAUGAUGGUGCCAAACAGAAAUAGUCAUAACAUGGAACUGUAUAACAUUAAUGUGCCGGGACUGCAAACAAAUUGGCCUCAGUCAUCCUCUGCUCCAGCCCAGUCGUCCCCAAGCAGUGGGCAUGAAAUCCCUACCUGGCAACCUAACAUACCAGUGAGGUCAAAUUCUUUUAACAACCCAUUGGGAAAUAGAGCAAGUCACUCUGCUAAUUCUCAGCCUUCUGCUACAACAGUCACUGCAAUUACACCAGCUCCUAUUCAACAGCCUGUGAAAAGCAUGCGUGUAUUAAAACCAGAGCUACAGACUGCUUUAGCACCUACACACCCUUCUUGGAUACCACAGCCAAUUCAAACUGUUCAACCCAGUCCUUUUUCUGAGGGAACCACGUCAAAUGUGACUGUGAUGCCACCUGUUGCUGAAGCUCCAAAUUAUCAAGGACCACCACCACCCUACCCAAAACAUCUGCUGCACCAAAACCCAUCUGUUCCUCCAUAUGAAUCAAUCAGUAAGCCUAGCAAAGAGGAUCAGCCAAGCUUGCCCAAGGAGGAUGAGAGUGAAAAGAGUUAUGAAAAUGUUGAUAGUGGGGAUAAAGAAAAGAAACAAAUUACAACUUCACCCAUCACUGUUAGGAAAAACAAGAAAGAUGAAGAGCGAAGGGAAUCUCGUAUUCAAAGUUACUCUCCUCAAGCAUUUAAAUUCUUUAUGGAGCAACAUGUGGAAAAUGUACUGAAAUCUCAUCAGCAGCGUCUACAUCGUAAAAAACAAUUAGAGAAUGAAAUGAUGCGGGUUGGAUUAUCUCAGGAUGCCCAGGAUCAAAUGAGAAAGAUGCUUUGCCAAAAAGAAUCUAAUUACAUUCGUCUUAAAAGGGCUAAAAUGGACAAGUCUAUGUUUGUGAAGAUAAAGACACUAGGAGUAGGAGCAUUUGGUGAAGUCUGUCUAGCAAGAAAAGUAGAUACUAAGGCUUUGUAUGCAACAAAAACUCUUCGAAAGAAAGAUGUUCUGCUUCGAAAUCAAGUCGCUCAUGUUAAAGCUGAGAGAGAUAUCCUGGCUGAAGCUGACAAUGAAUGGGUGGUUCGCCUAUAUUAUUCAUUCCAAGAUAAAGACAAUUUAUAUUUUGUAAUGGACUACAUUCCUGGGGGUGAUAUGAUGAGCCUAUUAAUUAGAAUGGGCAUCUUUCCAGAAAACCUGGCACGAUUCUACAUAGCAGAACUUACCUGUGCAGUUGAAAGUGUUCAUAAAAUGGGUUUUAUUCAUAGAGAUAUUAAACCCGAUAAUAUUUUGAUUGAUCGUGAUGGUCAUAUUAAAUUGACUGACUUUGGCCUCUGCACUGGCUUCAGAUGGACACACGAUUCUAAGUACUAUCAGAGUGGUGACCAUCCAAGGCAAGAUAGCAUGGAUUUCAGUAAUGAGUGGGGGGAUCCCUCAAGCUGUCGAUGUGGAGACAGACUGAAGCCGUUAGAGCGGAGAGCUGCACGCCAGCACCAGCGAUGUCUAGCACAUUCUUUGGUUGGGACUCCCAAUUAUAUUGCACCUGAAGUGUUGCUACGAACAGGAUACACACAGUUAUGUGAUUGGUGGAGUGUUGGUGUUAUUCUUUUUGAAAUGUUGGUGGGACAACCUCCUUUCUUGGCACAAACACCAUUAGAAACACAAAUGAAGGUUAUCAACUGGCAAACAUCUCUUCACAUCCCACCACAAGCUAAACUCAGUCCUGAAGCUUCUGACCUUAUUAUUAAACUUUGCCGAGGACCUGAAGAUCGCUUAGGCAAGAAUGGUGCUGAUGAAAUAAAAGCUCAUCCAUUUUUUAAAACAAUUGAUUUCUCCAGUGACCUGAGACAGCAGUCUGCUUCAUACAUUCCUAAAAUCACACACCCAACAGAUACAUCAAAUUUUGAUCCUGUUGAUCCUGAUAAGUUAUGGAGUGAUGAUACCGAGGAAGAAAAUGUAAAUGACACUCUCAAUGGAUGGUAUAAAAAUGGAAAGCAUCCUGAACAUGCAUUCUAUGAAUUUACCUUCCGGAGAUUUUUUGAUGACAAUGGCUACCCAUAUAAUUAUCCGAAGCCUAUUGAAUAUGAAUACAUUAAUUCACAAGGCUCAGAGCAGCAGUCAGAUGAAGAUGAUCAACACACAGGCUCAGAGAUUAAAAAUCGAGAUCUAGUGUAUGUUUAACACGCUAGUAAAUAAAUUAAUGAAGAUUUGCAAAAGGGCCUGAAAUGUGAGGUGUUUUGAGGUUCUGAGAGUAAAAUUAUGCAAAUAUAACAGAGCUACAUAUGUAUGUUCUGUGUACAAUAUUUUAUUUUCCUAAAUUAUGGGAAAUCCUUUAAAAAUGUUAAUUUAUUCCAGCCUUUUAAAUCAGUGUUUAGAAAAAAGUUGUUAUAAGGAAAGUAAAUUAUGAACUGAAUAUUAUAGUCAGUUCUUGGUACUUAAAGUACUUAAAAUAAGUAGUGCUUUGUUUAAAAGGAGAAACCUGGUAUCUAUUUGUAUAUAUGCUAAAUAAUUUUAAAAGACAAGAGUUUUUGAAAUUUUUUUUGAAAGUUUUAGUUUUAUCUUGCUUUAACCAAAUAUGAAACAUACCACGUAUUUACAGAGCUCUUUUUUCCCCUCAUAACCUUGUUUUUGGUAUAAAAUAAGCUAGAGAAAUUAAGCCAUCGUGUUGGUGAGUGUACCUAGGCUAAUGAUAAUCUGUAUAAUUCACAUCCUGAAACUAAGGAAUACAAGGUUGAAAAAAUAUUAAUAUGUUCAUCAGAAGGAAAAAUAGUACAGAUAUCUUUUCCCCCCUUCUGUGGAAUAUUUAAUCUUCUUGCAUUUAUUUCUCAAGAAUUACUGGCUCUAAAAGAAGCCAAAGCACUACUUAGCUCUCUUUCCAUAUUGAGUUUUUUUUGUUUUUUGUGGUUUUUUUUUUGGAGACAGAAUCUCGCUCUCACCAGGCUGGAGUGCACUGGUGCGAUCUUGGCUCACUGCAGCCUUCACCUUCCAGGUUCAAGCAAUUCUGCCUCAGCCUCCCAAGUAGCUGCGACUACAGGCGCUAACCACCACGCCCAGCUAGUUUUUGUAUUUUUAGUACAGACGGGGUUUCACCAUGUUGGCCAGGCUGGUUUCAAUCUCCUGACCUCAUUAUCUGCCCGCCUCAACCUUCCAACGUCCUGAGAUUACAGGUGUGAGCUGCUGCGCCCAGCCCCAUAUUGGUAUUUUUGAUGCUGCUUCCAAUUUUAAAAGGGAACAAAACUGCCAUAAAUCAAAUUUUUCAAUACUGAAAGCUAAAAUAUUUCCCACCAUCCUAAGCAGAGAAUUAUUUACAUUUUCAUAUGCUUUUCCUGUAUAGUAACUAUUUUGAUUAUAUCAUCAAUGUUACCUGUUUACUCUUUCAGAACAGUGCUGCAUAUACAGAUUGUUAUUGGCAAAGGAAAAUAUGACUAUCUGGCAAUAUUUUAUCUAAGGGCAGAUUAAUUGGUGAAAAAAUUAAUUCUUGAGAUGCCCAUUAAUAAUUAGGAAAAUUUACAGAGUGGUCUUACUAGAAAAUUCAAGUCCUCCUAAUUUAUUUAUUCUUGAACAUGCCUAUUAUGUAUAAUGCUUAGGUUCUAAGGAAAAUUAAGGUUUCAUGCCAAAAUACAUGUAGCUUAUCUUUUAGGAAGGGGGGAAAGGCUCUAUUUUGACCAUAAUAAAGUUUAUAUUGUAUUUUAUUUCCUUUUCUUAAACUCCACUGAUAUGCGAUUUUUUUUUAUCAAAAGUUACUAUUUGUGGAUUGGAGGCAUAAUUGUAAUGAUUUUCAGACUUUUAGCUUCCUUCACAUAAAAGUUAAUUGAAACCACAUAUGUAGUAAAAUUAAAGGCAGAGCUGUUACAGUUGAGUUGGACAGUCAGAGCAAAGAAAACUUAUUAACCCAUACUUCCCACCUUUCUACAGAUGGUCCUUUCAGAGCUCAGCUUGAAAACUACUCCUGUGUUCUCAUGGGGCUUUUGGGGUUACUGGUUCUUGUGAGAAUCUGAUGAAAGCUGUGGACUCUUCCUAGAAAAAAAAAUAUGUCAACACAUACACAUACAAUGUUACAUGCAGUUUCAAGGGAUUUUGGACAUACUGAAACCUGUCACAGGCUCUAGGUUAUGGACUUCUGUCCCAUAAGAAAAUCAAUAUAUUAAACUAAGAACUUUGCUUUUAACUUACCAAUCGCUACUUGGCAUGUCUUAUAUAAACUGAUAAUUUGUGAUGGAAAAGGUCUGUAGCAUAUGAUACAAGGUGAACUUAUGAAUGCCUUCUUGCUGGUACAUUAAAUUGUUUUAACAUGCCCUUUGGAGGUCACGGAAAUGUUGGGCGCAUUACAGGCUUGAUACAGAAAUAUUUCUGAAGGAUUUCAAGUCAGAGAACUGUAAGAAAAUAUGCUAUCAUGAAAUGGCAGUCUUCACCUCAUGGUUCAUGGAACAUUUGGUUAGUCCCAUAAAAUCCUGUGCAAAACAAAGUAGUUCAAGAAUUUAUAGGUGGGUACUCACAUUUAUAAGGUAUUCCUCUUGCUCUUUGGGCUUUUUCAGUCUGAUUUAUUUAAAUUUUCAUUUCGUUGUUUUACUUCUGGACUAUGGUGCAAUACAGUAGAAAAUAACUUGUUACAUUUGUGUUGUAGGAAAACUAAAGGUGCUGUCUCCUCCCCUUCCCUUCUCACAAAGUCUGUAUUGCCCUAUUGCUGAAAUGUAACAGACACUACAAAUUUUGUAUCCUUUUAUUGGGUUUGUUUUUUUUUUUUGUUGAGACAGGGUCUCACUCUGUCACCCAGGCUGGAAUGCAGUGGCACUUCACAGCUCACUGCAUCCUCGACCUUGGGACACAUGCGAUCCUUUUGCCUCAGCCUCCCAAGUAGCUGGGCAUGCGCCAACAAGCCCAGCUAAUUUUUAUAUGUUUAGUGGAGAUGGGGUUUCGCCAUGUUGCCCAGGUUGGUCUGGAACUCCUGGGCUCCAGUUAUAUGCCCACCUCAGCCUCCCAAAAUGCCAGGAUUACAGAUGUGAGCCACCAUGCCUGGCGCAAAUUUGUAUUCUUUUAAAAUUUCCUCUGACACAACAAGCCUUUUGCAUUUAUCUCAAGCAGUAUACAUGCCUUUGGUAUCAGCAGUUUUAACAGUUUGAAUGUAUGUAUCAGCUACCUUAUUCCAAAAUUACAUCUACUUUUUCCAGUGUAAAAUCUGGUGCUUCCUGACCAAAAAGAUGAGAAAAACAAUGUUAAAAAUAUAGAUGCUUUCCAUUGAAAUGGAGUGAAAACAUUGAUUCUAUAUGUUUUCUUUUUAAAAUAAUUUACUUGCUGUUGUUAUUCUACUUACCCUUUUAAUGCAUAUCAAUAGUAUUUAUAAGAUGUGUUCUGUAAUUAUGUAAUUGUAGAUACUGUUAUGUAUUGUUCAGUGACAUCAUAAGGCAGGCCCUACUGCUGUAUCUUUUCUACCUUCUUAUUUGUAAUAGAAACUAUAGAAUGUAUGACUAAAAAGUCACUUUGAGAUUGACUUUUUAAAAAAGUUAUCUUCUGCUGUUGCAAAGUGCAAAACUGUGAGUGGAAUUGUUUUAUUUUGACUUAAUAUGUUAGAAAUUAGAGAUUACAGUGGGAGAAUUUUUAGACAUUGCUGCUGCUGUUACCCAAGGUAUUUUAGAUAAAAAAUUUUUAAUAAACAAAAAUCCCUUUGGUAUUUAAACUAGAACAUUCAGCCUGUUCAUUUUAAUCUAAAGCAAAAAGUAAUUUGGGUCAAAAUAUUGGUAUAUUUGUAAAGCGCCUUAAUAUAUCCCUUUGUGGAAGGCACUACACAGUUUACUUUUAUAUUGUAUUGUGUAUAUAAAUAUUUUGUAUUAAAAUUGAAUCAGUGGCAACACUAAAGUUUUAUAAAAUCAUGCUUUGUUAGAAAAGGAAUUACAGCUUUGCAAUAUAACUAAUUGUUUUGCAUAAUUCUGAAUGUAAUAGAUAUGAAUAAUCAGUCUGUGUUUUUAAUGAACUUAUUUGUAUUUUCCCAAUCAUUUUCUCUAGUGUAAUGUUUGCUGGGAUAAUAAAAAAAAAAUUGAAUCUUUCAA